Messenger RNA from Heterocephalus glaber (naked mole-rat), 4320 nucleotides. NCBI's taxonomy places the organism in Eukaryota, Metazoa, Chordata, Mammalia, Rodentia, Bathyergidae. The record is from RefSeq and is a predicted model, not a curated record.
GCGCGGGAGCCGGGCUCUUCCGCCUCUUUGUCCCGCCGGCGUCCGGGGCGCGGCGCGCUGCGGCAGCCGUCGGGUGCGGGCCUGGCUCUCCGGGCGCCCUGCCGGGUGCCACCGAGCUGCGCUCCGAGCUGCGUGACUCCUGGCGAUGCCGCCCGCGCUGGCUUCUCAUCCCCGGCUGCCUUGGCGGCCGUGCUGCACUGGAGCCACAUAACUCACCUCUUUGAAAAUGACCGUCAUUUUUCUCACCUGUCCACGCUGGAAAGGGAGAUGGCUUUCCGCACGGAAAUGGGACUGUAUUAUUCUUACUUCAAGACCAUUGUGGAAGCACCCUCAUUUCUGAACGGACUGUGGAUGAUUAUGAAUGAUAAACUGACGGAAUACCCCCUAGUCAUUAACACAUUGAAAAGGUUCAAUCUGUACCCUGAGGUAAUCUUGUCCAGCUGGUACCGGAUUUAUAUCAAAACAAUGGACUUCCUUGGUGUUCAAAGCAAGAUCUGUUGGACAGUUACCAGAGGGGAAGGACUCAGUCCUGUGGAGAGCUGUGAAGGAUUGGGAGACCCUGCUUGCUUUUAUGUUGCUGUGAUUUUUAUUUUAAAUGGACUGAUGAUGGCAUUAUUCUUCAUAUAUGGCACCUAUUUAAGUGGCAGCCGGUUGGGAGGCCUUGUGACAGUGUCUUGCUUCUUCUUCAAUCACGGAGAGUGCACCCGCGUGAUGUGGACCCCACCUCUCCGAGAAAGCUUCUCAUACCCAUUCCUUGUGCUUCAGAUGUUACUAGUGACUCAUAUUCUCAGGGCUGCGAAACUUUACAGAGGAAGCCUAAUUGCACUCUGCAUCUCCAACGUAUUCUUCAUGCUUCCGUGGCAGUUUGCUCAGUUUAUACUGCUUACCCAGGUUGCCUCGCUGUUUGUGGUGUAUGUUGUGGGGUACAUUGAUGUCUGCAAAUUACGGAAGAUCAUCUAUACACACAUGCUUUCUCUUGCACUGUGUUUUGUUCUGAUGUUUGGGAACUCAAUGCUGCUGACGUCGUAUUAUGCCUCCUCUUUGGUCACUGUUUGGGGUGUGCUGGCAAUGAAGCCACAUUUUCUGAGAAUAAAUGUGUCUGAACUUUGUUUAUGGGUUAUCCAAGGGUGCUUUUGGUUAUUUGGAACCAUUAUACUCAAGUCUUUGACCUCCAGACUCUUUGGCAUUGCAGAUGAUGCUCAUAUCGGCAACUUAUUAACAUCAAAAUUCUUCAGUUACAAGGAUUUUGAUACCUUACUGUAUUCCUGUGCAGCAGAGUUUGACUUCAUGGAAAAGGAGACCCCCGUGAGGUAUACAAAGACACUGUUGCUUCCUGCUGUCCUUGUGGUGUUUAUUGCAAUUGUCAGAAAGAUUAUUAGUGAUAUGUGGAAUGUCUUAGCCAAACAGCAGACACAGAUAAGAAAGCACCGGUUUGAUCAUGGAGAGCUGGUCUAUCACGCCUUGCAGCUGCUGGCCUACACAGCCCUCGGCAUUUUGAUUAUGAGGCUGAAGCUCUUCUUGACACCACACCUGUGUGUGAUGGCUUCCUUGAUCUGCUCUCGACAGCUGUUUGGAUGGCUCUUUUGCAAAGUGCACCCUGGGGCUGUUGUGUUUGCCGUAUUAGCAGCAAUGUCAAUUCAAGGGUCAGCAAAUCUACAAACGCAGUGGAAUAUUGUGGGGGAGUUCAGUAAUUUGCCCCAAGAAGAACUGAUAGAAUGGAUCAAAUAUAAUACGAAACCAGGCGCGGUGUUCGCGGGGGCCAUGCCCACCAUGGCCAGUGUGAAGCUGUCCGCGCUGCGGCCCGUGGUGAACCAUCCGCACUACGAAGAUGCAGGCUUGAGAGCCAGAACGAAAAUAGUGUACUCCAUGUACAGUCGAAAAGCAGCUGAAGAAGUGAAGCGAGGACUGAUCAAGCUCAAAGUGAAUUAUUACAUUCUAGAAGAGUCAUGGUGUAUAAGAAGAUCCAAGCCUGGCUGCAGCAUGCCUGAGAUCUGGGACGUGGAAGAUCCGGCCAACGCUGGGAAGACGCCCCUGUGUGACCUGCUGCUGAAGGAGUCCGGGCCUCACUUCGCCACUGCCUUCCAGAACAGUGCUUACAAAGUCCUGGCGGUCACACAAGAGUAAGGGCCAGCACAGCGGCCCACGGACGACUGCGUCAGCCGUGGGCUUAAUGCUGUGUUGUUUCCAGUUCAAGUCCCAAGACUUUAUAGGCAGCUUUUCAGAUGGGGAACAUUUCAUUUGGCCCGUUGAGUGUCAUUCUGGUUGUGCGAGUGACUGGUGUGCUUGUUGAUGGGCUACUGGUUCCGCUCGCCCUGGAAACUGGCUGUCCAAGCAGCACACACUCGACAGCGUGUGCUGAGGUGAGCGGAGUGCUGCGGUGUAGAGAUGUCUGCUCCCUGAGCACCUGGGCAUGCUCCGCCUCCAGCCCGAGCUCCUGGGUCUGCAUGCUGCGGGCGGAGGGACGGGCUGCUCCGCUGUCUGCUCUUGCUCUCUGUUGCUCUUGUGAGUGAAACACUUCCUGCCUGCAAUUUCCCAGGCUCUUAGGUGUAGUGGCGAGGACCAAAUUCCUUUAACACCCAGCCCCUGCAUAUGGUCUCCCAGCCCCCAGCUGUCAGAUAAGUGCUGUUUACUCAUUAAGUUGCUUAUCAGUACUUGUUCCUGGUUUAAAAAAUGGUAACUGUAUUUUCCUCAUUUUCAGCAUUAUUCAAAUGUUUCUAUUUUAAUACCUUUAAACCAGUUUUAAAAUUUUUCAUAUUUAAUUAUAGUCAAAGAAAAAUUAUUUUGAAGAACCCCAAAUAUGUGUAUCUAAAAGCUAAUGUAUUUUAAGUAGACAUAAUAUGCAGUCGUCAGUAGUAUCUGGUUCUUGACUAAUUUUUUGGUCAAAAAAGUAAAUGAGUCAUGAAUGAAUGAAUGGAGUUUUUCUAUUUUGCUUUCAAGAUUGCCUGUCUUUAAUAGAAAGCCUUAAGUCCCAUGUUAUAAUUUUUGCUUCUAAAAACCAUCAUUUCAGUGUGAGGAAUAAAUAUAUUUAGCCUUCCUCAUUAUUUUUUCUUCCUCCUUUUUAUUGUGAAAUAUUUCCAAAUGUGCUUUGCAUUUUUCUUAUAAAUUUUUGUUUCUUGGAAGUUAAUUUGUGUGAAAUGAGAUUGUUCAAAACAAUGAACUAUCCUCAUUUUCAGAAGUGGUUUUUGGGCUUCUUUAAUUCUAAGCAAACCGUGAGGCUUAAUCAGUCUCACAGUGCUCUCUGCUAACCGCAGGCCCCUCCCUCCCUCAGCCUUGUCCUGGGGACCUGGCUCCCCAGGGGUGGUUCCCGGAGCCGCCAGCCCAGGAGCAGCUGCUCUCUCUGCCUUCUCAGCCAGGGCGCGGGGGACUGGCUGGGGAAUGAAUGUCCUCCCCUGGCCCCAGAGCCCAGGAGACUGCACACUUGUGCGUGCUCUUUCUCAUUUGCUACUUGACAGUUUUGUUUCCUAGGGAUUUGUACAUUUCAGGAAAUAGGGAAGUAGCUGGGGAUUUGUGGAUUAGGGAUCACACCUGAGCAGUAAUGCUGCAGGCGACCUGGAAAAAACAGGAAGCGGGUACUGGAUAUCGCAGAGAAAGAGCUAGCCCGAAUGGGGACCGUGGUGCUUGGGCUGCCUGCAGCGAUCUCCUCCCAGUGCGGCUGACUUUGUACCCCCAGGAGGAAGGCUUCCGUUGUGCUUCUGAAGUUCUCCUCUGCUCUUCUCACCUUCCAGCAAUUCCCUUUUCUAGCAAGUUCACAUGGAACAACUGGAAAUUCUGUACAGCAAAAACCGUUAAAAUGCCCUUAUGAUUAUGCCAUAUGUGGAAAACAUUAAAAGUAGCUUACAUUAGUUUUUUCAGAAGAAUCCUUUUGUAACAGUAUUUCUUAAUGUAACGCCAACAACAAAUGAUGCUUCUAUUUUGGGGAGUCAGCCUGGAGCAGAGGCCGUGGGCACUCUGCUGCUAGAUACAAACAGAGUUGUGGUGGGUCCCGGGUAGAUGACAGAGCAGUAUUAAAUCUCAGUAUUUUGCAAAUUUUUAGCAUUUAAAAAUAUUUUUGCUUUAGUGUGAAGACAGUAAGGGUGGGCAAGGAGGCGAAGGAAAUAGCUGUUGACAUGACGUUUAGGAAAAGCCGUGCCGGGGCAGGGGUUCCAUGGAAAGCCGAGGCUCUGAAUGCCUGGCAGGGAGAGCGCCGUUGCAUAGGCCAGGGCCGGGAGGGGUCGAGGGUGUCGGGGUACAGGGAGACUGCACAGGAAGUGCUGUGUUUUUAUGAUUUUAUGCCACUUGUCUACAUGGACUGUAUGUGAAAUAAAAGAGAUCAUGAGAACA